Lampris incognitus (smalleye Pacific opah) is the source of this 4977-nucleotide messenger RNA. RefSeq names its product v-ets avian erythroblastosis virus E26 oncogene homolog 1 (gene ets1). Gene Ontology annotation, cellular component: nucleus. The record is from RefSeq and is a predicted model, not a curated record. The transcript has 10 exons. Gene Ontology annotation, biological process: regulation of transcription by RNA polymerase II; cell differentiation. NCBI's taxonomy places the organism in Eukaryota, Metazoa, Chordata, Actinopteri, Lampriformes, Lampridae. Gene Ontology annotation, molecular function: DNA-binding transcription factor activity, RNA polymerase II-specific; sequence-specific DNA binding. The coding region runs from base 158 to 1618 and encodes 486 amino acids.
GGGAAGAUGACGGGAUUAGCAUAUGAAUAUGAGACGAGGCAAUGCAACGCGUGUCAGUAGAUGCGUCGUGUCCCUGCCCACAUAACUGCGUUCCUCCAACAACUUAACCCGUCUCCACGCCGACGCUGCUACCCUGUUCCGCCAGUCCAGAGAGCCAAUGAUGAGUUACUACAUAGAUCCAGUUUCUCCCUACCCGGCCCUUCACCCCUGUGACCGUCUGGGCGCAAUGAAGCAGAGUGGAGGUGCAGCAGUUGGACCCCAGACCCAGCUCCCUGGAGUGGUCCACCCUCAGCAACAGUACUGUCCAUCUCAGCCUCUCCAUCCCCAGGACAUACCCCUGCAGGAGGUGCCCAAUGGACAUGACCUCAGCCCAACAGAUCUGGAGUGCGGAGAUGUACCCCUGCUCACUCCGGGAAGUAAAGAAAUGAUGUCCCAGGCCCUGAAGGCCACCUUCAGCGGCUUCACAAAGGAGCAGCAGCGGCUUGGUAUUCCAAAAGACCCCAGGCAGUGGACAGAAAACCAUGUGGCUGAGUGGCUAAUGUGGACCGUGAAUGAGUUCAGCCUGAAGAACGUGGACUUCCACAAGUUCCGUAUGAAUGGGGCCAGUUUGUGUGCACUGGGGAAGGAACGCUUCUUGGAUUUAGCACCUGACUUUGUGGGUGACAUUCUCUGGGAACAUUUAGAGAUGCUUCAGAAAGAAGACACGAAGCAUUUCCCCAUCAACGGACUAACCUCCAACUUCCAGGAAUCCCGUUAUACCUCAGACUACUUUGUCAGCUAUGGCAUUGAGCAUGCCCAGUGUGUGCCCCCAUCUGAAUACUCAGAGCCUGGCUUCAUCACAGAGUCUUAUCAGACACUUCACCCAAUCAGCUCAGAGGACCUGCUGUCGCUCAAGUAUGAGAAUGAAUACCCUAACGUUAUUCUACGGGACGCACCCCUAAAUCCUCUGCAAGGGGACUACUUCUCUGUUAAGCAGGAGGUGGUGUCCCCUGACAACAUGUGUGUGGGACGCAUCAGCAGAGGUAAGCUUGGUGGCCAGGACUCCUUUGAGAGCAUUGAGAGUUUUGAGAGCUGUGACCGACUGACCCAGUCAUGGAGCAGCCAGUCCUCAUUCAACAGCCUGCAGCGGGUACCCUCAUAUGACAGCUUUGAAUCCGAGGAGUACUCUACUGCCCUGCAUGGGCACAAACCCAAGGGCACCUUCAAAGACUACGUUAGGGAGCGCUCGGACCUCAGCAAGGACAAACCCGUCAUUCCUGCUGCUGCACUUGCAGGAUACACAGGCAGCGGCCCCAUCCAGCUCUGGCAGUUCCUUUUGGAGCUCCUGACUGACAAGUCCUGCCAGUCCUUCAUCAGCUGGACAGGCGACGGUUGGGAGUUCAAGCUUUCUGACCCAGAUGAGGUUGCUCGAAGGUGGGGAAAAAGGAAAAACAAGCCCAAGAUGAACUAUGAGAAGCUGAGCCGUGGCCUGCGCUACUACUAUGACAAGAACAUCAUUCAUAAGACGUCAGGGAAACGCUACGUCUACCGCUUUGUCUGUGACUUAAAAAGCCUGCUGGGGUACACCCCCGAGGAGCUGCACACCAUGCUGGACGUUAAGCCUGAUACAGAUGAGUGAAAACGGAGAGCUGAGAGAAAGGAAGUGGAGAGUGAAGGAGUUGUGGGGACUGGGGGCUCAUAAAGUGGUCUUAACUGUCUGGUAGAAUGGGUAACCGUUUUUUUUUUUUUUUUGGUGACCAAAAUGUUUCUAACCACUUACUGUGGUCUUUGUAAUUUUCAAGCUCUCAUCCAUCAGACAGCGUUUUAAAAGGAAGCACAUGCCAUAAGUGCAAAUUCAUACUCUGUUCUCUGUUGCAUUGGAGGUGUGUGUGUGUGUGUGUGUGUGUGUGUGUGUGUGUGUGUGUGUGUGUGUGUGUGUGUGUGUGUGUGUGUGUGUGUGUGUGUGUGUGUGUGUGUGUGUGUGUGUGUGUGUGUGGAGUGAGUGUGUGUGUGUGGGAGAGAGAGAGAAAGCGAGGGAGAGAGUGAUGGAGACAGUAUUGUGUGUGUUAUGUACAGGUAUUACUUUACAGCUUAAGGGAGCUGGAACGCGAUCUGGUAAAGUAGAGGUUCCAUGCUGCCCAAGUAGCGUAAGAAUCCAUGAGCAUGGGGGAAAAGAGUGUAAGAGAGGAGGAAGACGGGAGGAAGAGAGCGCAAAAGAACGAUUCCUAGUUGGGUGAACAGAGCAUGGGUGGAAAGUUCCUGCUAUGAAAACUGUUGCCAUGAUUAAAAAUGGAACCAAGGAGAAAAUAAUGUCACAUUUACAUGCUCACUGUUUCUCUGCCUCGCUGCACACCAUAGACAAAGGCAGAGUUCACAGCUUGGACCAAAAAAUGUCUUUUUUUUUUUUUAAUCGAUUGUUUGAGAAGCAUAUGUUCAUACGCUUGCAGCAGUAUUAUUUUUGUUAAGAACUCCCAGUGAAAGCAUAUCAAGCAUACAUUGGAAAGUUCAACUGUUUUUUUUUGUCAAUGAAGGUAUUACGGUGAAACUAAAUGUCAAGAUGCUUUUCGGUUUUUCUUUCUCCCCUCUGUUCAGAGACCAGUAACUGAAAUGUGCUGAUUUCUUUAUCAGACAACACUAUAGGCAAUUUCCAUAUAUUAGGGUUUAAGUGCCUGCCACUUGCUCAUACCGAGAAUGUCUGAAAGACAGACAACUGAAAGUAACCGUUGCUUUUGAAACCGACAUGUUUCACCUUAGCAUAGCGCUGCCAUCUCGUUGGAGAAAAUGUCUUGUUACUAUAAUGUUGGCUUUUGUGUAUAGAGUGCUUACCAGAAAGUAAAAGCAAACUAUUGACAAUCUCUAUAGUUAACAUUUUGAGUGUUUGACCAUGAGUUGCCUGAUAUACAGACCAGUGAGCACAAUUUAUUGCAUAGAUCAUUUCUAGACACUUUUAGCAUUGGUUUCGAACACACUUCAUUGGAGUGUUUUGUUAUCCAUUAAUCACUUCAAAGAGGAACGCAGUAGAGUAGUUGAGGGAAAUGACUUUAUGAAUGCCUAAGAAUGUUUUUAGAGGUUUUUUUUGUCAUUUUGUCAUGCAGGGCAUUUAUUUGUUGGAAGCUAAAGAGGUACAGUUUAGAGGAAUGGGGAAGGAAUAAAGAUAAGCUGAAGGUGGAUGGAAAGCUGUAUAAGAUGGGUUAUAUUAAAAAAAAACAAGUAUGACAUGGAUACUGAAGGUGAACGGUUACUGGCAGAGGAAAAUAGAAAGCAUGCAGCUGUAGUUCUAUUGGAUUUCUCAGCACUUGAAGGUUUGCAUUAUGUGGCUUGUAUGUGGAGGGCUUAUGUGCCACUGCGAUCGGUGAUUUUUGCAACAUUCAGCAGCAGCAUUAUCACAAAUGGUAAGGUAUACAGGACUUGUGGUCGAUAUCUGUAUUUACUUCUUAAAUAUGUGCAUUUCUUAUUCUUAUACAAAGAUAGUACUCGUCUCACUGAGUAAUGGGUAACAGAAUCUUUUGUAUGAUUCAAUUUUUUUUUAACCCCACUGGUUUCAAUUUGAGCAAAAUGACAACAUUUUCCUCCUAAGUUAUCAGUGGGAACAGUGGCUGUACACUGGUCUUAUGGGAAAAGCCAAAGUCAAGAAAUAUCUUCAUAAAAUACAAAUGUUAUUGUUUACAGUGGCUGAAUGUUACCCAUAAAAAUGAGAAUAGCUUUCCAAAUGUCUAUUUAUACAGAUUGUAUUUCAUAAUGCUUUAUUGAAAUCCAAACUAAACAAAUAAGCAAGAGACAAAGCAGGAAAAAUAACCAAAAAAUCCUGUGAGGUCGUCAGCCACGGUUGCUUUGAGUGCCGUCCACAACGUUGGAAGACAGACCAGAUUCUCUCACAGUGGUUUUCAAAAAGUGUUGAUUUUCAUCAUGGGUUUGAUGGAUGGGACUCAUGCAGCUUUAGGGCGGAUGAGAAUGCAUUGCUUGUCUGUUUCUCAUCUGUAGAAAAUAGAUAAUGUACACGUUUUUAUAUAUUUUUUUUAAUGGGCAAUAAGCUUGGUCAUCUACCAUAGUACUAACAAGCAGGCAACCAUCCUGGUCCUCCUACACACCCAUCCUAGUCCUCCUACACAGGGAACUGAAGACACUUCAACAGCUCAACGACCCAUUCUGUCUGAACCAGCUGUUGGAUGCAUUCACAUGUUGAACUCAAAAACGCUGUUUGUUUGAUUGUUUGUUUGUGUUUUUUUUGUAACAUUCAGGUGUUUAUUUUCAAAUGUCAGACAAUGUUUUACAGUAGAGCAGACUUCAUAUGUAUUCAAACAUAUUCUUCAUGGUUUGUCGUUGCUGAUCCUGCCGGGAAGCCACUUCCUGUUGUCCUAAGGUCAGAAUGUUAAUACUGUGGGCUCAGUGUGCUGAAAGUGGACCAUCUAUAGCCUGUAUUGAUAAGAAAUUUGAAAGUGAAUUCUGCGUAAUUGUUAAGAUAAAAUCCUGUUGAUAAAUGUAAUAGAUUACAGUAAACAGUUAAUUGCACAGGUCUUACUAGUGAACCUUACUUGGACAAAUAUAUACAUACCAAUACUUUGUGACAUAUGCAUUUCUCAGAAUGGACACAGUAGGAAAACUUUUUUUUUUUUGGAUGUUGUUUUUUUGUAUAUUUUAUAGUGUCUCUGUAUUUUUGUUAUUGAGAUCAUUUCUAAUGUAUUUAGUUCACAAACAUUUGAAUAUUUUUCAAUAAUUUAUAUUUUAUAAAAGACAGAUGCAGACAGCUGGUGCUUUCAUGGGAAACUGAAAAGGUAGCGCAGGGCAACAAAAUGUAGCGGUUUUUUUUUUGUUUUGUUUGUUUUUUUCUUUGUUUUCUUUUUUUUAUAUACAGAAAAUAGACCUGUCUGCUAGAGAAAAAAGGCUGAUGCUGGCCCAUCAAUGAUUUCUGCUGGAAAGUUUUAUAAACUGUAGCUUCUAUUUCUAAAAAUGUACUUAUUGUACUUCAAAAUGUUAUGUCAUAAAAUAUAUGUGAACAAA